AUGCCCGAGGCCGCUGAGACACCCAAGAAAGUUAUCCCCCUGUCCGAGAUCUCCAAGCACAGCUCCCGCGAUGAUCUGUGGGUUGCCAUCAAUGGCAAAGUGUACAACAUCUCCAAGUUUGUUUACGAGCACCCUGGUGGAGAGGAGGUUCUGCUGGAUGUUGCUGGCAAGGAUGCCACCCAGGAGUUUGAGGACGUCGGCCACUCCGAGUACGCUGUCGAGAUUCUCGACCAGUACUAUGUUGGCGAGGGCAACCCCGAAGAGCUCAAAAUCAACGAGAAGCCACUGGGUGUUGCAGAGUUCGACUCUUCGUCUGAUUCCUCUUCGUCUGCCGUGAAAUUGUUCCUGAUUGCUGCUGCUAUUGCCGCGGCCGCUUUUUACUAUACCAAAGUGAACUAG
Messenger RNA from Wickerhamiella sorbophila, 399 nucleotides. Its product is annotated as Cytochrome B5 isoform D. Gene Ontology annotation, cellular component: endoplasmic reticulum membrane; intracellular membrane-bounded organelle. The record is from RefSeq and is a predicted model, not a curated record. Gene Ontology annotation, molecular function: heme binding. Lineage: Eukaryota; Fungi; Ascomycota; Dipodascomycetes; Dipodascales; Trichomonascaceae. The coding region runs from base 1 to 399 and encodes 132 amino acids. The transcript has a single exon.